CAGAGUCGAGCCUUACUUUGUUCCGACAGGAUGAUGGCCAAAGAUGUUGGUCUGAUGGAAACCAAUGGAGAACUGAAGGUUUUUAUUGACCAGAAUCUGAGUCCUAGUAAAGGUGUCUUGUCUCUGGUUGCUGUCCAUCCUGUAUCCAUCCCUGUGGCCAAACAACUACUCCCCAAAACACUGGGGCUCUCCAAUGUCAACAUUGCUCCACACAUGGUUAUUGGCACGCCCCAGAGGCCCAGUGUUUCCAGUGCCAUACUGGUGAACAGCCCUCACACACCCAGCUCCCAGUUCCUCACACAGAGCCAGCCGGCUGACGCAUCGCCUUGGUCUUCGGGGAAGCGUGGCAAGAAGGGGGAGAAGAAUGGCAAGGGCUUGAGGCAUUUCUCCAUGAAGGUGUGUGAGAAGGUGCAAAAGAAGGGUGUCACUUCGUACAACGAGGUGGCAGACGAGCUGGUGGCAGAGUUCAGCGCUGCAGACAAUCACAUCUCCCCCAAUGACUCUCAUGUGUAUGACCAGAAGAACAUCCGUAGGCGUGUGUACGACGCACUCAAUGUGCUCAUGGCCAUGAACAUAAUCUCUAAAGAGAAGAAAGAGAUCAAGUGGAUCGGUCUGCCCACAAACUCGGCCCAGGAAUGCCAGAACCUAGAGGUGGAGAGACAAAGACGACUGGAAAGAAUCAAGCAGAAGCAGUCACAACUCCAAGAGCUUAUAUUACAGCAAAUAGCCUUUAAGAACCUGGUGCAGCGGAACCGACAGACGGAACAGCAGACAAACAGACCUCCACCCCCCAACUCUCUCAUCCACCUCCCCUUCAUCAUUGUCAACACUAGCAAGAAGACUGUCAUCGACUGCAGUAUCUCCAACGACAAGUUUGAGUACCUGUUCAACUUUGACAGCAUGUUUGAGAUCCAUGACGACAUUGAGGUGCUGAAGCGUAUGGGCAUGGCCUGUGGCCUGGAGGUGGGCAAGUGUUCCCCGGAGGACCUGAAGGUGGCACGCAGCCUGGUGCCCAAAGCCCUGGAGCCCUACGUCACAGAGAUGGCCCAGGGCCCGAUCAGUAACGUCUACAUCACUGGAGGAUCCUCCACCAACGGGGGGCGCCAUCACGGCCAGGGCAGUGACAGUGGUGCAGAUGGUCCCCUGGCCUCCAGCUCUAAUGACUCUCACUACAGUGGCUCCCGUGUUGAGACUCCUGUGUCGUACAUGGGGGAUGAUGACGAGGAGGAUGACUAUGAUGAGAAUGACGAUGACGAUUAACCUCCUGCCACUUCACGCAUUUCUCCUCUCCAACAAGCAGUCUGUCUCUGCAUCUCUCUCUGUAUCGCUUUUUCUCAAGGGCGUUGAAGAAUGUUUGAGUAUGGAGGCUGUGCAACCCUCUUCUCAGAGCGGGGUCCUGAAUCACAUGAUAGCCAAUGGCUCUCUGGGAAGUGUAGUUUAUGGCUUUGGCACUGUGCUGCGUCCUUUCUGUGUAUUAUCACCUCCUCUUGGCAAGCCAUCCCACUCGAGAAUAAAGCUACAAAAAAAAUCUUCCAGACAACUCAUUGCUGUUGGAGAAUGUAUAGUGUUCCUUGUGUGUGAAAUAGUUAUCUUUAUUAUGUUUUGAUUACGUUGGAGAGACUCAAUGGUGAACCACUGUUUCAAGAUGGCUGCCAGUGUAACUGCACCAGCGCUCUGGCUCAGAGACAUUCACUGGAUCCAAAAUGGCUGAUUUAGUUGCCAAAACGCCCUAAGAAAGAUUGAGACUGCCCUUUUGAAAGUGUGGACACUAUUUUGUUACACCUCCCCUCCCCUGCUAUUUGUGGCAUUGAUUUCAAGCAGAGAUUUUGUAUCUGCUCCCCACAGUUCUGUAGGCAGCUGCUUUUCUGGUCCUUGUUUUUGUUUUUGGAGUGUUUUGGCAGCGACUCAAUCCCUCAGACCACCCUGUCACACCGUGGUAGUGUUUACAAAUGACCGGCACCGGCGAAGAAAAUAACUCCUACCCACGCUAACUAUAGGAACAUGUUAAGCUUUGUUUGUGAAAUGUAAACGGAUGCUGUGAAGAUUGUAGUUUAUAGCAUCCUUUACAGGUCAGUGGCGGAAGGAAGAUCUGGACAUGAUCGAUGUAUCAAAUAUGUGGGUUGUGUAGGUCUCUAUGGACUCACUUCGAAGAUCUCCUUUUUCAAACUGAACAACCCAUGUACUGAUUCUUCCAAAAUACCUUUUCUGUAAUCUAAUAUAAGUUUGAAAAUUAAAUAUAGAGAAUGUUUUAACAA
Salvelinus fontinalis (brook trout) is the source of this 2255-nucleotide messenger RNA. RefSeq names its product transcription factor Dp-1-like. Bases 31 to 1260 code for a protein of 409 amino acids. Gene Ontology annotation, molecular function: RNA polymerase II transcription regulatory region sequence-specific DNA binding; DNA-binding transcription factor activity, RNA polymerase II-specific. Gene Ontology annotation, cellular component: transcription regulator complex; nucleus. The transcript has 11 exons. The record is from RefSeq and is a predicted model, not a curated record. Lineage: Eukaryota; Metazoa; Chordata; Actinopteri; Salmoniformes; Salmonidae. Gene Ontology annotation, biological process: regulation of transcription by RNA polymerase II; regulation of cell cycle.